Messenger RNA from Xenopus tropicalis (tropical clawed frog), 2019 nucleotides. Lineage: Eukaryota; Metazoa; Chordata; Amphibia; Anura; Pipidae. The record is from RefSeq and is a predicted model, not a curated record.
CGCAGCGCACACUAAUAGCGUCAUCAAACAGCGCGGAACGAAGUCACUCUGCGCCUGCGCACUGAUACAGACUGCGGGUACGCUGCGCUACACUGCGCAUGUACGGAAGCGAUCAGCGGAUGACAGCCGGGAAACAAGAGCUGGGGAUGGAGCCGGAAUACAGGGACAUUCUGAGGCGGAAUCGGGUCCGUCUGGUCCAGUCUCUCCAACUUACAGACCUGUGGGAUCCACUGCUGGAGAGAGGGAUCUUUAGCAAUGACAUGAUAGAGGAGAUCCAGAGGGAAGGGACACGGAGGGACCAGGCCAGGAAGCUGCUGAUAGAGCUGGAGAGCCGUGGCAGCCAGGCGUUCCCUCUCUUCCUACUGUGUUUAAAGGAGAGCGGGCAGGAUAAACUGGCAGAUACGCUCCAGUCAGGCAGCGGCGCGUGUGCGUUAGAGCCCAUUCCCGUUACCCCAAGCCCGGGGCCAAAACCAUUGCCCAAAGCGGAUCCUGCUGAAUAUCCCACAAGAGACGUCCGACGGAAAAAAGAAACACUGGACAAAGACAAGGAUUAUCCCAUGUCCUCGGACCUCAGCGGACUUUGCCUCAUUAUCAACAACAUGAAUUUCCACGAAUGCACCGGAUUAUCCAACAGAACAGGGUCAGACGUAGACCGGGACAAACUGGCAAACAGAAUGCGCUCCUUUCACUUUGAUGUGAUGGUGAAGGAUAAUCUGACUGGGCAGGCCAUUCAUGAUCAUCUGGAGGAACUUGCUGCCCAAGACCACAGCCUGAGGGACUGCUGCCUGGUGGUGAUCCUGUCACAUGGCUGUGAGACCCGGCACAUUCAGUUUCCAGGAGGAGUUUACGGAACAGAUGGGAUUCGAAUCCCUGUAGAGAGAAUCGUGAGCUACUUUAAUGGUUCUAAAUGCCCCAGCCUGCGGGGAAAGCCCAAGAUCUUCUUCAUUCAAGCCUGCGGCGGAGAUCAGAAAGACAAAGGCUGUUCGGUGACUACUGAGACCCCCCCACUAAGCCCCACUUCAACUUCCCUGCAGUCUGAUGCCACCCCUGUUUUUUCUGGGGAAGAUGAUAACGACGAAGUGGAUGCCGUGUCCAGUAUUCCCACUCCCAGUGAUAUCUUGGUGUCCUAUUCCACUUUCCCAGGUUACGUGUCAUGGAGGGAUAAGCACACUGGAUCCUGGUAUGUAGAGGUGUUAGACAAUGUCCUUGCAGAACAUGCAGCAACUGAUGACCUACAGUCCCUUCUAGUGAUGGUUGCUGAUGGAGUUUCAAGCAAAGGAACCUACAAGCAAAUCCCUGGAUACUUUAACUUCCUUCGGAAGCGUUUUUUCUUUAAAACAGAUUGAGUAGCCUAUGGGAAGUCAAAAGUCAGGUGAUAACUUUGUACGAAUCACGUGGGUUUCAGUAGGUGGAAGUGUAUUCCAUCGGCUGGGUUUUUUUAUUUACCAAGCAGUCUACUGAAUAUACUGUGAACUAGAAAAUAAUCCUUGUGACCGUACCUUUGGGUAUAAGAGGCAAUUAAAGGGCCAGUAACGAUAACAACCUUUUCUUUGGAAGGAAACCCUUAUUUUUGACUGCUGGUACCUGUUCUCCCUACACAGCAUUAGUGACCUGUCACGGGAAACCCUGCAUAUAAAAAUCUAAUGCCUUGCGAAACUAAUGCAGAAUUUUCAGACUUGAUGAAUAAGUCAAAAUGUGCAUAUAUAUUACUUUAAUUUAUUGGUGUUACUGGCCCUUUAACAAGCCCCUGGGGUGGGGGAGGUUGUCGAUGAAAAUUCAGUCGUCUCCGGAGCUAGCAAUUAAAGGGCUACUAAAUGCACAAUGGAUCCAUCAGGGAAAUGCUUUUGUAAUGAUGUGGGUAAAUGUCCCUAAGUAUAGCGAACCCUUGUCACCCCAUCCCUGCACUUUAUUGUCUUGUGUUGUCUGCCCAGUGACAGGUGCCUGUGAUUUCAUUGUCUGUACAAUUAGCCUCAUAAUGAUGAUAAUAUUAAUAAAGCCCUUUUGCACUUUUGUAACAAA